This is a messenger RNA of Carlito syrichta (Philippine tarsier), 3420 nucleotides long. RefSeq names its product regulator of calcineurin 2 (gene RCAN2). Gene Ontology annotation, cellular component: cytoplasm; nucleus. Bases 394 to 1008 code for a protein of 204 amino acids. Gene Ontology annotation, biological process: calcium-mediated signaling. Lineage: Eukaryota; Metazoa; Chordata; Mammalia; Primates; Tarsiidae. The record is from RefSeq and is a predicted model, not a curated record. The transcript is spliced from 4 exons. Gene Ontology annotation, molecular function: nucleic acid binding; calcium-dependent protein serine/threonine phosphatase regulator activity.
UUUUUGCAGACAUAAGCACUCGGCUGCAACAACAGCUAUGACUCAGUUCCUAGCUAACGCUGCCUGGAUUGAUUUAGUCUGAGUUCAGAUUUAGCACAUAAUCAUGUUCAAUUUGCUCCACUGCACUGCCUAGAGAUAAAAGGCUCGGAGGAAAAAAAAAUAGCUUCAGCUUGUGUCAGUCUUUGUGGUGAUGUCAUUGCCAUGAGCGAGCCGGGCCGUUCGUUACUCUGCUGUGCUGCCUCAGACGCGGAGGGCUACGUGCAGUGGGAGCGGGCUCCUGGAGCCCAAGUCUCCAGCCGUCCCCAGAGCAGGACAGCACCUGGGCCUGGCUGCAGCAACAUCCAUCUGGAGGCUCUUCCCUUCACUCAUAACUCUGAGGUUGCCUAACUCUCGAUGAAAAAUUCAGGAGGGGGAAUGCCAGCCCCUAGCAUGGACUGUGAUGUUUCCACUCUGGUUGCCUGUGUGGUGGAUGUCGAGGUCUUUACCCAUCAGGAGGUUAAGGAAAAAUUUGAAGGACUGUUCCGGACUUAUGAUGACUGUGUGACGUUCCAGCUAUUUAAGAGUUUCAGGCGUGUCCGAAUAAAUUUCAGCAAUCCUAAAUCUGCAGCCCGAGCCAGGAUAGAGCUUCAUGAAACCCAGUUCAGAGGGAAAAAAUUAAAACUCUACUUUGCACAGGUUCAGACUCCAGAGACAGAUGGAGACAAACUGCACUUGGCUCCUCCCCAGCCUGCCAAACAGUUUCUCAUCUCGCCCCCUUCCUCCCCACCUGUGGGCUGGCAGCCCAUCAGUGAUGCCACACCAGUCCUCAACUACGACCUCCUCUACGCCGUGGCCAAGCUAGGACCAGGAGAGAAGUAUGAACUCCAUGCAGGGACUGAGUCCACCCCAAGUGUCGUCGUGCACGUGUGUGACAGUGACAUAGAGGAAGAAGAGGACCCAAAGACUUCCCCAAAGCCAAAAAUCAUCCAGACUCGGCGUCCUGGCCUGCCACCCUCCGUGUCCAACUGAGCUUCCUGCUCUGCCUCAACAAUAAUAGCCGUCUCCUUAUUGUGCUUUUUCCCCCCACAUUGUUUGUCGGAAAAAAAAUUGCCUUUAAAUCCCUGGGUGUUUGGUUGUUUGAGAUUUCCUCCUUGUAAUCAAGCCUCUUGGACAAAAGGGCUAGGAAAAGGUGAUAUGUCUCCUGAUCAUAUCAUGCCCAUUAAGUAUAAUCCAUUAUUUAGAAGGUUCUAGGAAAAAAGUAGUAUUUUCUUAUUAAACAAUCAGCACAGCCUGUAUCUUCAUUCUCUCAUAUUGAUCUAAGACAGAGACAUCAGUAACAAAUAGCACCUGUGUUGUUUGUGAGCUCUUUCAGUCCCAGUCCUGACGUGUGUAUGCUGUUUUUUCCUGGCCACUUAAAUAGGACCAUAUGUAAACUUGACUUUGGCUGCAUGAGAUAUUCCUUUCUAGUCUCACUCAGUCCUUGCAUCCCGACAUUCCCAGGACAUGCAUGAUCACCAGCAUUUAUUUUCAUGAUUUGAGGAUAUACUAUAACACAGAUUGUCAGCAUCUGGCCAUGUCCUAUCUAGAUUAGAAAAAUUAUCAGCCUCAUCCAGCCCAACAAGCCUGAGUAUAUUCACUAUUUUGAGUCAAUACUUCAUAGCUCUGUUAAAAUUCCUGGAGGCAAAACUGAGCUUGGCCCCAAAGAUAUUCCUCAAUAGAUUUUGAACACCACUUCCACGUAGAACUUUCCCAGCCUCACUGGGGAGGCUUGACCAGGGUGAUAGAGACCGAUUUCAGACGAACCUAUUUAUUACAAAAGUUUCAUGGUGUCUGAAUGAUUGUUUGUUUUUUUUCUCUUUGUAUAUUUGUACAAAUGUUUCAGCUGUGCUUUUAAAAUCUGGAUGUUUUUUAUUUAGUGAGUGUUCAAACAUUAGCUGCUUAAAAACAUACUAUGUGCAUUGCUUAUGAAUGCGUUCAUAUACUAAUACAGAUAAUCUGAUAAUAUUACACUCUGUUAUGGAUAAUGCUGAAUUUUGAAAGGGCACAAGAUGUCUCAUGCCAGUGUACAAAGGAUUAACCCACAUCUUUGCUAUCAAGACCACUUGUUUUUGUUUUUUUUUUAAAUAAAGAUGCAGGUGUCAGUCGUAGGCGAUCAGGAUGAAGCGAGAUCUGCAGAAAGCAGAAGUGGCUGAGCAUGUUAACAUGGAAAGGAUGGCAGACAAAUGUAUGCCAGUCCUCCUCAUGCGAGGCCCAUAUGCUCAAAGAAGUCCUUUGUUUGCGUUACAUGUGAUUUUUCUAUUUCUCUAGCCCAAAGUGCAUUACAGAAGAUACACCUAGAGAACCAUUACCUUCGGCUGUGUGCCAAGCCUCACCUCCUGUACACUAAUGAGUCAUUUGAGACGCAAAUACAAAUUACGACGGAGUGGGGACGUACUUUCCAUGACCCAAGCCUCAGAAAACACACGAGAACAGUGACACAGCCAACUGAUGGAAGGAUUGUUGUGGUUUUUGACUAAGGUGUACGUUAGUUUCAUUAGAAACUUAAAACAUAGACUGAUCACGCAGAAAUUAAAGUCCGUUCUACUGUGAAUAUAGCAAUAUAGUACUGGAUACAGUACAGGUGAAACUGAGGAGAGCAUUGCUUGAAAAAUCCUGAGUUUCCAUAAGAAAAAUGAAGACUCCUUUUAAAAGUAAAAUCUGAGGAGUGUAUAAUAAGCAAAUGCUUUGACUUUGCUAUGGAGGUUUUAAAUUUUUCAUUGCCCGUUGAAAGACUAGACUUAAGAGUGGAGAAAUGAUGCCCUCUAGUGGAAGAAAUAUUGCGCUCAGCUAGUCCGGUGAGCGGAGCAUUACGGCAGUCAACGUUUUAGGGCUGAAUCUCUUCUCAGCCUUCUGCAGGUCAUUUGACUUUUUAAGCCACCCUGAAUCUUCAGAAUGCGGGUUCUGAAGAAAUCCAGAUGAGAAAAAAUGUUCGGAAAUGACUUUUAAAUGUUUUGAAACAGACGCAUCCGACUUUGCCAACAAUUUAGUAAAAGUUGAAAUGACCAUUCUGUUUAGCCCUAAAAGAAAAACAGUGAAGUGUCUGACCUGCGUGGCUAGUCUUAGUAAAACCUGUUGCCACAUGUCAAUGUCAACCUGUCUCAGAUCAAAUAAUUCUUUCACUAGGUUGGGUUUGGGGAGGAGAGAAAGAGGAGCUUUUCCCAGGAGAACAGGAAGAAACAGGAAGGCUCCUGGAAGCGUUUCAGCAGAACCUCCUAGCACUGUGAAAGUCAGAAUUGCCUCUGCAUUUCCAUGACGCACAUUAUGCAAACCUCUUUAGCGCUAUUUUAAGUUUGAAACGUUUGAAAAUGAAGGGGAAGGGGAAGAUAUCCACCAACUGAAUCAUUUGUGCACGUGUAUAGCUCAAAGAGCUUAGACUUCAAAUAUAUCUGGUGAAUGACUCUU